AUGGCCGACGAGCUGAUGAUUGGUGGUACUCCGUGGUGGCGAAAUGUCAACAUGGCUAAGAUCGAAGAAGCACAACGCCUAUCACAGUCACAAAAAUCAGUGGUCAGACAUGCGUCUCCUCCAGCAGCCUCAGCGAGUGCUCCUCACACAUCCAUACCAUCACCUGCCGCACCCACACCUCAACCCACCUCAGCAGCAGCUGCGCCAGUCGCACCUCUUUCUUUCGUCCCAGAGCGCAGAACAGAAAUUCCUGCGGAAGAUACAAUGGAAGGUGGUGAGCGUCUGGAGAUUGACAUGAGCAAUCCUGUCCUCCCAGCCUGGUGCAAGGACAUUGGACUCGACAAGGUCAAGAGAGCCCCGAGGAUUCCUCCCGGCAUCGAAGAGCAUCUCCACAAGAUCACUUCUGGCAUCAAGAAAUGUAACGAAGCAGCAGCAAAGAACAUGCCCCCUACUGCUACCGAAAUCAAGAAGAUCAAUGACGGAAUUCACAAGGCUUUCUUUCUCGAUCUCAGCGCAUUAGCUAUCCGCCAGAAGGGUCUUCUGCACAACGACAGGNGGCUUCCUCAAAUCUUCAACUCCGACAAGGUCGAAUACCCCUGGUACAUCAAAGAAGACGCUGCCGAGCUCUACAUCAAGUGGUGGCAGAAGGACACCAACCCAGACCUCUUCCGUGGCAUCAAGCUAGGCCGCACCAAGAACGCAAAGAUCGGCCGCGAGAGUGCAGCUGACAAGUUGGACCCAAAUUAUCCCAGAAAGAAGGGCGACUUUCAUGGCGAUGGACAUCUUCGUAAUGGUCAGUGGUGGCCAACCCAGCUCUGCGCUGUCUNNGUUCGAGACGGCGCUCACAGUGCUACUGUUGCCGGUAUCUGUGGCAGGACUGGAGAAGGCGCAUUCUCGUGUGUCAUGUCGGGCGGUAGCUACCCCAACAUCGACAAAGGAACGGAAGUCUGGUACUAUGGCACCGAGUCCGACGAUCCUUCGCGCCCCUCAGACUCUACGCAACACAUGAUCGAGAGCUGUAAACUCCAGACGCUUGUACGUGUGCUUCGUGCAUCCAAGAUGACCACCGAGGGCCCCAACGACCACAAGCCCAAAGAAGGAAUGAGAUACGACGGUCUUUACAAGGUUUCCAGUUACGAGGUCAAGAAUUCGGCCAAGCAGGUUCAUCUCUUCCAUCUCGUCCGCGAACCUGACCAAGGUCCCAUCAGAAGCUCUGGUUCUGAGGUUCGCCCUACACCUGAAGAGUUGGAGGCGUUGGCAAAGGCCAAGAUCGAAAAGAAGUUUUUGGCUUGA
Messenger RNA from Aureobasidium vineae, 1293 nucleotides. The record is from the annotation of a GenBank genome assembly. NCBI's taxonomy places the organism in Eukaryota, Fungi, Ascomycota, Dothideomycetes, Dothideales, Saccotheciaceae.